Messenger RNA from Rhineura floridana, 2826 nucleotides. RefSeq names its product vomeronasal type-2 receptor 26-like. Gene Ontology annotation, biological process: G protein-coupled receptor signaling pathway. NCBI's taxonomy places the organism in Eukaryota, Metazoa, Chordata, Lepidosauria, Squamata, Rhineuridae. The record is from RefSeq and is a predicted model, not a curated record. Gene Ontology annotation, cellular component: membrane. The transcript has 7 exons. Gene Ontology annotation, molecular function: G protein-coupled receptor activity. The coding region runs from base 1 to 2826 and encodes 941 amino acids.
AUGGCGAUGGGACAAAAGGUACAAAACUGCAGCAGUAUCCCAAAACAGCAAAAAUCGACGUUCGUGUCCCAAACAACGGCGAUCCGCUCCGCCUCCAAUAGCAGAAUAGUGAAGACAAUGAUGGUGAAGACGUCCAAGCAACCAACAAACAGCAACGAUGAUCAACAACGCAGCAAGGCGGAGAGCAGACGAACGACGCUCCACUCCUUCCUGAAACACAUCCGCUUCAACAAUAGUGCUGGAGAAGAAAUAUUCUUUCAUGAAAAUGGUGAGUUGGCAGCUGGCUAUGAUAUCAUCAACACAGUCACCUUCUCCAAUGCUUCCAUCCAGAGAGUCCGUAUUGGAAGGAUGGACCCACAGGCUCCUGAAAGAAAAGCGUUCACCAUCAACGGAAGUGCUAUUGUGUGGAAUCACAAGUUCAAGCAGUUUGCCAUUGAUGAAAUCCGAAAGAAUGUUAACUUCUUAACAAACUACACAAUAUUAGAACAUUACAUGCACAAUUCUUACAAUGAAAUGGGAACCUGUUCUGCAACAAUGGAUCUCCUUUUCAGAAGCCAUGGGAACCCCCUUAACUACAUCUGUGGCAAGACAGACAAGCUAAAGGCUGUCAUCGGUGGGCUCACCUCUCAUAACUCCAAUCAGAUGCCACACAUCUUAAAUAUCUACAAGAUGCCACAGCUUGCUUAUGACUCCUUUGAUCCCACUUUGAGUGACAAAACACAGUUCCCUUCUGUCUAUCAGAUGAUCCCCAAUGAACGUCCUCAGUAUGCUGGGAUUGUUCAGCUGCUUCAGCAUUUUGGAUGGACCUGGAUUGGCCUUAUUCUUUCAGAUGACAACAGUGGAGAAAUGUUGCUGAGGACUCUUGAGCCUUGCCUACUCCAGAACAAUAUUUGCUUUGCCUUUAAGGAAAUUAUGCCAAACCUGAAGAAGCACUGGGGAGAAACAAUGCAACUUACGGAUCAUAUGGAAAUAAAACUUAAUAAUCAGUUGAAAAGAAUAAGUUCUGUUCUCUCAUCCACUGAAACCAAUGUGAUUCUUGUGCAUGGUGACUCACGGUCAAUGGAGGGCUUACGAAUGAUUUUAUAUUUACAUGAAUUUAAAGAAAUGAAGCCCAUAGAGAGGGUCUGGAUCAUAACAGCCCAGUGGGAUUUUACAUCUGUUCUCUAUCGUGGGGUAUUCACACCAAAAUCCUUCAACGGCACCUUGUCCUUUGCACUCCACACAAAUACUGUGGCAGGAUAUGAAGAGUUUCUUGAGGAUUUAAAUCCUCAUCAAUCUGUGAUUCUUUUGAUGCACGCAUUUUGGGCCAAUGCAUUUGUUUGUUCAUUCCCAGAAUAUAAUGUGAAUUUACCAAAUAAGACAAAUUGUACUGGGAAAGAGAACCUCAGGAGCCUUCCUCAAUCUGUGUUUGAAAUGGGGAUGUCUGGCCAGAGCUACAGUAUCUACAAUGCUGUUUAUGCUAUUGCCCAUGCUCUCCAUGCCACGUUUUCAUCUAGAUCAAGGCAAAAGGCAAUGGGAGGAGAAGGCUCAUGGAAUAUUCUAAAUGUUCAUCCAUGGCAGCUCCACUCCUUCCUGAAACACAUCCGCUUCAACAAUAGUGCUGGAGAAGAAAUAUUUUUUCAUGAAAAUGGUGAGUUGGCCACGGGCUAUGAUAUCAUCAACACAGUCACCUUCUCCAAUGCUUCCAUCCAGAGAGUCCGUAUUGGAAGGAUGGACCCACAGGCUCCUGAAAGAAAAGCAUUCACCAUCGAUGGAAGUGCUAUUGUGUGGAAUCACAAGUUCAAGCAGAAGCUGCCCCGAUCCACAUGUGUUGAGAGUUGCCAUCCUGGACACAGCAAGACCAUUCGUCAGGGUGAACAAAUUUGCUGUUAUGAUUGUCCCCGCUGCUCUGAAGCAACGAUUUCAAACCAGACAAAUGCAGAACAUUGCCACAAGUGCCCUGAGGAUCAGCAUCCAAACAAGAACCAGGAUCACUGUCUCCCAAAAUAUAUGAGUUAUCUAUCAUAUGGUGAGCCCCUGGGAAUAAUACUGACUAUAUUUGCUCUUUUCCUUUCUCUGAUCACCCUUGUAGUAAUGUGGAUCUUCAGUCAACAUCAGGAUACUCCCAUUGUUAAGGCCAACAACUGGAACAUCACCUGCACCCUCCUCGCUUCCCUGUUGCUUUGUUUUCUGUGCUCCUUCUUAUUCAUUGGACAGCCUGGGAAGGUGACCUGCUUUCUACGCCAAACAGUGUUUGGAAUCAUCUUCUCCCUCGCUGUUUCUUGUGUUUUGGCUAAAACCAUCACUGUGGUUCUGGCCUUCAUGGCCACCAAGCCAGGAAACAGGAUGAGGAAAUGGGUUGGGAAGAGGAUGGCAGUCUCAGUCAUAAUUCUCUGCACUCUUAUUCAAACUGGCAUCUGUGCUGUCUGGCUGACAAAGUCUCCUCCUUUCCCAGAGCUUGACAUGCACUCCCAUAUUGAUCAGAUUAUAGUGAAAUGCAAUGAGGGCUCAGACAUCAUGUUCUACAUUGUCUUGGGGUACAUGGGGUUUCUGGCCAUCAUCAGCUUCACUGUAGCUUUCUUUGCCAGGAAAUUGCCUGAUACUUUUAAUGAAGCCAAACUCAUCACCUUCAGCAUGUUGGUGUUUUGUAGUGUUUGGGUAUCUUUUGUCCCAACUUACCUGAGCACCAAAGGGAAAUACAUGGUGGCUGUGGAGAUCUUCUCCACCUUGGUCUCUGGGGCUGGAUUGCUGAGUUGCAUCUUCCUUCCUAAAAUUUACAUUAUUAUAAUAAGGCCUGAGAUGAACACCAGGGAACAGCUAGUAAGAAAUAAAACUUUGAAUAUAUGA